AUGGACACCAACUGGUUGUACGUGUUGUUGCAAAGAAGCACGGCGGACCCGCUCGAACGUCUCAAGCUCGGAAAUGUGAUCCUGGUCGGUGAUCCCUCUCCCGUUCCCCUCUGAAACUGUUGCCUUUUCAGAACGAGGUGGCGCAACGAAAAGUGUCGCCACACCCAAAACUGGUCAAUGACUUUCUGGACGUCAUGUCCGGCUGGCUGACCGGCAGCAAUUUCAAGGUACCCGGUCGAUGACUGAUAAGACGACGGGGUCUUCCCUCUUCUCCUUAUCAGAAGUUGUUUCACAACAAAACACAGGGCAAAUUCUUGAAAUUUCUGCAAAAAUGACGUGUUUCGCGGAGCGUUGUAAUAAAAAAAGAGAAAGAAAAGAGUUGUCGGUGGCGUCCGUUGAUUUAUUGCUUUGGAGCACAACCGGAAGAGUUCAGGUGUCAACGAUCGCUUUGGAAAUUCUGGACGCCGCGUUGAGGACGUCGCCGGAAGUGCUCGCCAGUUACUACUUCGAUCGGUUAGCGGUGCUCAUUGAGAGGUAGGAAUAGUGUCUGUCUGCUGCUGAUUACCAACUUCAAAAGCCUGCCAAUCAAGGAUGGAUUUCCUACUGAACUUUUAGUGUGUACUGUGGAUAGGAAAACUGAAUGAUAGACUACUGUAGCUCAUACCCCAAUACCGUACAUUAUAGACAGUAUAUCACAGUUGCCGAAAGAGAUAUCAAAAAGUUGUAAACUAACAAAUUGCUCAUUAGAACUUGUUGUACGUUUUAUCCGUUGAUCACGUUUUGAUAUGUCUACUCGUGGCUGGGAUACAUCGAUUUGAAUGGACGGUAUUGGAGUGGUAGACGAGUACACUUCCAUGUUCAGUGAAAAACCGUAUAUAGAAGAGAUCCAGUCCUUAUCUGAUUGCUUCCAGAAUGGGAGACGCGAAGACGCAAGUGCGUGAGAUGGCCGUCAACCUGUGCCUCCAACUCGCUUACCUCGAAAACGCCUCCCCAGUGAUGCUGCUCGACCGCCUCUGUAUCCGUGGAACGGGUUUCGAGCACAAGCAAUGGCUCGUCAAACUCGGCUCUAUCACUAUUCUCAGAGAGUUUCUGAGCAGCAGGUAACCGCCCACCUACCGUACUCCUGUCUUCAGUACUCUCUUAGUUUCGCCCUGGUCCUUCCACAAGCGAUCGGACUGAUCGCUCAAUUGUGCCGUCUGACGAACGACCCGAAUUCCGAAGUUCGAGACGCCGCCACGUCGGCGCUCGUGGAUCUGAUGGUGUUCGGAGGGAAGCCGAUUGAAGUUAAGAUCGCCGGAACGCGACUGAUUAAUGAGCAGAAGUGAGUGUCCCCAAUCCGAUGUUUUCGCCUUGUCUUCCCCCGACGUCAUUUCGUCAACUGUACGAGUUCUUAUGCAAAGUGAAGUGACGGAUGGAAAGCGAAAGAGAGAGAGAGAGAGAGAGAUAAAUGCGCAAUGGUGAGAAGAAGAAGAAGAAGAAGAAGAACGUACGGAAGGGGGAGAGAGAGAGAGAAGGAUUUAUAUGAAUAUGUACAGUUCCUCUCUCUCUCUCUCUUUCUCUUUCCCAAAUCAUUCACGCUCUACAUAGUUUCGAAAAUGACACACGAACAUUAUCAUCAAUGAAAUCAAACGGCGACCGUAUUCCAAUUGCCAGCAGACGUCGUCUUCUCUUUCCAACUGUUAUUGUAAUCUUACUUUUCUCAGCUCUUUCUCAAUUGAUUCGCAUCGAACUUUGACAGCCCCCUCAACCAUUUCCGUUUCCAGGAUGACGUCCCUCGUCCAACGGUACCAGUCGACCGUGGCCGCCCGUGGGGAUCUUCCGCCCAAGCACUCCAUCUCCAUGGAGACGUCCUCGACUCCGCAGCCCGCCCGCAACUCUCUGCUCCGUCGCUCUCUCCGUUCGCCCGCCAAGGUCGCCUAUCCUUCGCGUAUUUCCACUCCGCCACGGACCUCCCUCGCCACUUCCCUGGCCCCGUUGUCCCUCUCGCCACUUUCUUCUCCAAUUUCCCUCACUUCGCCCAGCUCAAUGGCUCCGCCGACGGCUUUACCCGCCAGAUCCAGAGACUCGAAUCGGAGUUCCAUGCGUGCUCCGGCCGGAAUGUCGAUCUCAAGGUACCGCAGUUCGAGCUGUGCUCCGGCUCAGUGCGCAGUCAGCCAGGAUGACUUCAGGAAGGCGUUCACGGCUGUUCCGAAGACUGUGAGUGCAUAAGUAUAUUGAUGUUUGCAUUUAUCGUUUUUGCAGACAAUAUACUCGGGUUUGGAUGUUCGUGACAAGCUGGAACUCGCCAAGUCAGUGCUCUGCAAUGCGAAUGAAGAUUGGAGCAAACGGGCGAAUCAGUUGAAGCUCAUCCGCUCGGUCGUGAUCAACAGCGACGAGUCCAUCGAGCAUCGGCUCUUGCUCCAAUCCCUCAACGAGCUCUCCGAUGCUCUCGAGUUCUCCGUCCGAGAUCUCCGCUCUCAGAUUGUCCGCGAAGCCGCCGUCACCUGCAGCUUCCUCUUCGAGACGUUCGGAAUGGAAGUGAAGGGAAUCGCCGAGAACGUGCUCCCAGCCGCCCUGUCUCAAAUGGCGGUGAGCACGAAGAUCAUUGCGUCCAGCGCCUCCACGUUGACCGUCUUCAUCGUCCAGAAGAUUCCGACCCGUCAGAUCUUCACAAUUCUCUCCGAACUCUCUGCUUCCAAGGCCAAGGAGCAACGCCGUCAGUUGGCUGCUCUGCUGGAGGUGCUCAUUUCGUCGUGGGACCAGAAAUCCAAGCAACCUCUUCUCAAUCCUAUAGGCCAAUUGGUUCAGAAUGCGAUUUGUGAUGCGGACGGAGAGACGAGAGUGGCUGGAAGGAAGGCGUUCACCAAGUUAGAGCAGUUUCACUCGUCAGUGGCCGAUCAGAUAUUUAGAGUGAGUUCACCAAACUCAAGUACUUUCAAUAAUGCGAUUCUGUAGGAACUGGACCCGGCGAAACAAAAAAUGCUUCGGGAAGGUGUCUCUUCGUCGUCAUCCAGUCUGAACAGCGAUCGCGAUAAUAACAAUCAACGACAGCAGCAGCAGCAGCAGAACAUCAGUCAAAGUGAGAAAGGCUAUAAUUAUAUGAAAAGUACAUAUAAUUGCAGAGUUCCUUUCGCAAAGAAGUGCCUCCGCGGUGGACACAAAGGUCCAGAUGAUCCCUGUGAAGCAGCCGACCCGGCCGACAUCCAUCAAUCAUAAACUCCCAAAGUCAUCCACUUCUACGUCAUUCUGUAAGUACGCCCAAAGUCUGAAAUUGUCUGAAAAGGCUAUUCCAGCAGCAGUGAGAUCGAGUGGAUACGGACAGCAACCGGCCGCCCAAUCAAGGGCCAAAACUCCGAACGACGGAUUCGGGGGCGCCAAGUCCUCCUCCUCCUCGCCGUCCACUUCGACCAUCCAAACUCCGAUCCAACGCGUCGCUUCCAACCUCGGCAGUUCUUCGUUCGUGGCCUCUCUGACUCAAGAACAAGCUUCGAACCUUCAAUCCGCAAUGGAUAAUGCUCGCGACGAAAUGAGCAGAGGACGGAACAACGAGGACGACGAGUUUCUGCUCGGCGCGAUCCCCAAGAGCCCGCAUGCUCAGACUCCUCCGCGUAGUAACAACAACAUCAACGGAACGAGCGACUACAACAGUGUCGAGCACAUUCUGAAAGCAUGCACGAGCAGUUCGGUCAAUGAGAAGAGGGACGCUCUUCGCAAUCUGGCUCACAUUGUCAGUGAUAUGAACCUCGGGGACUUGGAGUGCAAGCACAUCGGGGACACUUUGACACGUCUUCUGGCCGAAGGGAACACCACUCUGAUCAUAUCCAUCCUCGACACCAUCUCUCUCUUCGUCAAGUGCCACUUCCAAAAGCUCGAGCCCUGGCUCAAACUCGCCCUGGGUAAACUGUUCGCCAAAAUGGGAGCCGAGGCGCUUCCGAAUGUGAGAUCGGCGUUGAACUCGUGUCAGAAAGUCAUCCUCACCUCGUUCGAUCCGUCCAUUCAACUAAAAGCCGUCUGCGACUUCAUGUGCGACCCCGUCCACUUGCUUGUUCCAAAGUCCCGACUGGCUCUUCUCGAGUACAUUUGUCUGUUGUUCGAGGAGAUUUGGCCGGAGGAUCCGAGAUGUCUGGACAGACACAAUCACCUGGACACUCCGUACACACGGGCGGCCAUUCGCAAGAUGUUCGCGUGGAUGUUCGACCCGAGAAUCGGAGCCAUUCUUAUGCCGGUUCGUUUUAGUUUCCAACCCCCUUACUUGACCUUCUAUCGCACUGUUUUUUUUAGGCCUGUGAGCGCUUGGUUUGUGCUCUGUUCGCUCUAAAUGCUGCCGAUUUCACAAUGAUCUUCGGCGAUCUGAGCCCGGAAUGCCGGGAUUGGUCCUAUCGGAUUCUUCAAUUGAACGGACAGCAGAGAAGGAAUGAGCCGACGACAAUCGAGAGGGAAAAGGAGGCGUUCAGUAAUAACAACUACAAGCCGUGCCCGCUGGAUCAGGAAAUCGUGGAGCCCCCCGUCCAGAAAGUCGCCUACUCGACGUACGAAUCCACGCGUCGCGAGUACUCCGAACGCAUCGAAUCCUCCUUCUCCGUGACUUCACCGGAGCGCAAAUCGACCGUCCAUCUGGCCCAAAACCACGUGGAUCAGGCGGCGUACAUCCGGCAGCAACUGGACGGAAUCCGCGAGUUCGAGCGACCGGAGCGGGUGAACGAGGCGAUGGCUAACCUGCACGGAAUGAUGUGCGAGGGCUCGUUCACCCUCUGGAAUCAGUUCUUCGACGAGCUUCUCGAUUCGGUCUACCAGAUUCUGUCCACAUUUUGCGCGGCGAUCCGCAAGAAGUUGGCGCUUCGCAUUCUGCAGAAAAUGUGCAAUGCGCAGGCGGCGAAGCUGUUCGACUCCACCGAAAUCGCCGUCUCGAAGGUGCUCCAUUGUGCGGUGACUUCUGAAGACAGCACGAUGGGCGUGGCCGCCGAGGACUGUCUUCGGAUUCUGGCGACGCAUCUUCCGCUUCCGAGGAUUGUUCAGGUCAGUUCCACUCGACGAUUCUCGCAUUUCAGACACUUUUGCAGGUAUCGCAUCGAAUUCUGUCGCAAGACGACGACCAGCGAAGUGUGCUCAUUCUGAAGAUGCUCACCCGAAUGUUCCAGGACAUUGACGUCGAGGAGCUGCAGCUGAUAUUCGACAACGUGGCUCCGUGCUUCGUGCAAGCCUACGAUUCGCCCUCUUCCUCGGUCCGCAAAUGUGCAGUUUUCGGCCUAGUGGCUCUUGUGCAGCGGAUCGGAAUGCCCAGAAUGGAGCCGCAUUUGAAGAGCUUGAAUGCCAGCAAACUCAAUCUGAUCGACCUUUAUGUGGGACGCGCAAAGUCGUCCGAGUCGGGAACCUCAUCGAACUGA
Messenger RNA from Caenorhabditis sp. 36 PRJEB53466, 5363 nucleotides. Lineage: Eukaryota; Metazoa; Nematoda; Chromadorea; Rhabditida; Rhabditidae. The record is from the annotation of a GenBank genome assembly.